This is a messenger RNA of Colletotrichum chrysophilum, 4461 nucleotides long. RefSeq lists its product as uncharacterized. Bases 1 to 4461 code for a protein of 1486 amino acids. Gene Ontology annotation, cellular component: membrane. Gene Ontology annotation, biological process: transmembrane transport. Lineage: Eukaryota; Fungi; Ascomycota; Sordariomycetes; Glomerellales; Glomerellaceae. The transcript is spliced from 3 exons. The record is from RefSeq and is a predicted model, not a curated record. Gene Ontology annotation, molecular function: ATP binding; ATP hydrolysis activity; ABC-type transporter activity.
AUGGCAGAAGUCUCCCGGGGGCAACAAGAAGUUGACAAAUCGGGCGCUUCUUCCAAUUACUCAAACGAACUCGAUGUCGAAAGCACCCAAUUUGCGCCUCUUAAGACCAACACGAGCACCAUCGAGAGGCAGAGGCCCCAGGCGAAACGACAAGGUACUACGAUGACAGAAGAAGACCUCUUCCGAGCCCUCUCUCGACGUCGUACGAAUGCGACCAACCAGUCCGAAGCAGGUCAAGAGGAGGAGCAACAAGAGGUCGAACGUCUCAUGUCUAGAAUCUUUGGUCGUGCACGUCAAGAACAGAGUGAAGAGGAGAAGACGAGGCAUAGUGGCGUCGUGUUUCGAAACCUCACUGUGAAGGGCGUCGGGCUGGGCGCAAGCCUCCAACCGACUGUUGGAGACAUUUUCCUUGGCCUUCCCAGAAAGUUCAAGUUGCUCCUCACUCGCGGCCCCAAGGCUGCAUUUGCUAAGCCUCCUGUCCGCGAGCUCAUUAGCCGCUUCGAUGGCUGCGUCCGGCCUGGCGAACUCUUGCUUGUUCUUGGGCGGCCGGGGUCAGGAUGCAGCACUUUUCUGAAGGCUUUCUGCAAUCAACGAGCUGGGUUUGAAUCUGUCGAGGGCCACGUUACGUACGGUGGGAUCGAUGCUAGUGAGAUGGCGAAGAGAUUCAGGGGAGAAGUCAUUUACAACCCGGAGGACGACCUGCAUUAUCCAACUCUGACCGUCAAGAGGACUUUGAAGUUUGCCCUUCAGACACGCACUCCGGGCAAGGAAUCGAGACUUGAAGGCGAAACUCGACAAGACUACAUCCGCGAGUUUAUGCGAGUUGCCACGAAGCUUUUCUGGAUAGAACACACUCUCGGCACCAAAGUUGGCAAUGAGUUUGUUCGCGGCGUCUCGGGUGGCGAAAGAAAGCGCGUGAGCAUCGCAGAGGCUAUGGUUACGAGAGCAUCCGUUCAGGGAUGGGACAAUUCGAGCAAGGGCCUUGACGCCAGCACCGCGGUCGAAUAUGUUCGCUCCAUACGAGCCAUGACCAAUAUGGCCGAGACAUCGACUGCUGUUUCGCUUUACCAGGCUGGCGAGUCUCUAUACGACCUCGUUGACAAGGUUUUACUUAUCGACUCUGGCAAAUGCCUAUACUAUGGACCAGCUGAGGCUGCGAAGAAAUACUUCAUCGACCUUGGCUUUGAAUGUCCUGACCGCUGGACCACCGCAGAUUUCCUUACAUCUGUCACCGAUGAACAUGAGCGUCAUAUUCGCGAGGGUUGGGAAAACCGCAUUCCUCGGACCCCCGAGGCAUUCGACUCUGCGUACAGAAAUAGCGAGGUUUACCGCAGGAACGUCCAAGACGUUGAGGAUUUUGAGGGUCAACUUGAACAACAAAUCGAGCAGCGCCGCCGGUAUGAGUCCGAGAAGACAAAGACCAAAAACUAUGAAAUCCCAUUUCAUAAGCAGGUCGUCGCCUGCACAAAACGCCAAUUCAUGGUUAUGGCCGGCGAUCGAGCAUCACUUUUCGGCAAAUGGGGCGGUCUGGUGUUCCAGGGCCUCAUCGUUGGCAGUCUGUUUUACAACCUCCCAAACACAGCCGCCGGAGCUUUUCCUCGUGGAGGCACCCUGUUCUUUCUCUUGCUCUUCAAUGCUUUGCUUGCGCUCGCCGAGCAAACAGCCGCGUUUGAGUCGAAACCCAUUCUUCUCAAGCAUAAGUCGUUUUCAUUCUACCGCCCUGGAGCCUUCGCCAUCGCUCAGACCGUCGUCGAUAUCCCUCUGGUCUUUAUCCAAGUUGUCCUGUUUAAUGUCAUUAUCUACUGGAUGGCCAACCUGGCGAGAACAGCCUCUCAGUUCUUCAUCGCCACACUCAUUCUUUGGCUGGUCACCAUGGUGACGUACGCCUUCUUCCGGGCUAUCUCAGCUUGGUGCAAGACCCUGGAUGAUGCCACCCGGUUUACAGGUGUGGCCGUUCAGAUCCUCGUGGUUUACACGGGGUAUUUGAUCCCUCCUGACUCCAUGCGUCCCUGGUUCGGAUGGCUGCGAUGGAUUAACUGGAUUCAAUACGGCUUCGAGUGCCUGAUGUCAAAUGAGUUCUACAAUCUCGAGCUUGAGUGCAGUGCACCUUACCUGGUUCCCCAGGGUCCCAAUGCAACGCCUCAGUAUCAAGGAUGUGCGCUUGCUGGAAGCCCUCCCGGUCAGACAAUUGUUCCGGGCUCCAGCUACAUCGAAGCCUCCUUCACGUAUACUCGCGCCCAUCUUUGGCGUAAUUUCGGUUUUCUCUGGGCUUUCUUCUUCGCUUUUGUCGUUCUUACUGCCCUGGGCAUGGAACAUAUGAAGCCAAACACUGGUGGAGGCGCCAUCACCGUUUUCAAAAGAGGGCAGGUCCCUAAGAAAAUCGAAAACAGCAUUGCCACAGGAGGUCGGGACAAGAAGAGAGACGUAGAAUCUGGGCCGACAAGCAACUCGGAAAUUAUCGCGGACAACACCGUCACCAAGGAGAAGACUGAGGAAGACACUUUGGAUCAGGUCGCGAGGAACGAGACAGUCUUCACCUUCCGCGAUGUCAAUUACACGAUUCCGUGGGAGAAGGGUAGUCGCAACUUGCUUUCCGAUGUCCAGGGUUAUGUCCGUCCUGGAAAAUUAACAGCCCUCAUGGGCGCGUCAGGUGCUGGCAAGACAACAUUGUUGAAUGCACUGGCUCAACGCCUCAAGUUUGGCACCGUGACGGGCGAAUUUCUCGUUGAUGGACGUCCUCUACCCAAGUCGUUCCAGAGGGCCACUGGUUUCGCGGAGCAGAUGGACAUCCAUGAGCCAACCGCGACCGUCAGAGAAGCUCUUCAGUUUUCGGCCCUUCUUCGCCAGCCGCGAGAAAUCUCCAAGAAAGAGAAAUACGACUAUUGCGAGACUAUCAUUGACCUUCUUGAGAUGCGCGAUAUUGCUGGCGCAACUAUCGGGAAAGUGGGAGAGGGUCUCAACGCCGAACAGCGAAAGAGACUUACGAUCGGAGUUGAGCUGGCAUCCAAACCCGAGCUGCUCAUGUUUUUGGACGAACCUACUUCCGGUCUCGAUUCAGGCGCCGCUUUCAACAUCGUCCGGUUUUUACGCAAACUAGCUGAUGCUGGCCAGGCCGUCCUUUGUACCAUCCACCAACCGUCUGCUGUUUUAUUUGAACACUUCGAUGAGCUUCUCUUGCUCAAAGCCGGCGGUCGAGUUGUCUACCAUGGCCCACUUGGUAACGACAGUCAGGAGCUCAUCAAUUAUUUUGUGUCCAAUGGUGCUCACGAGUGUCCCCCCAAAAGCAACCCUGCAGAGUACAUGCUCGAAGCUAUUGGUGCUGGAGAUCCCAACUAUCAAGGCAAGGAUUGGAGCGAUGUCUGGGCUCAGUCAAAGAACAGAGAGGCGCGGUCUCGGGAGAUUGAUGAGAUGCUAGCCAAAAGGAGAGACGUCGAGCCUUCCAAGAAUCUCAAGGACGACCGCGAGUAUGCCAUGCCGCUAUCGACACAGACCAUGGCCGUGGUGAAGCGGUCGUUUGUUGCGUACUGGCGCACCCCCAACUACAUCGUCGGCAAGUUCAUGCUACACAUUCUCACCGGUCUGUUCAACUGCUUCACAUUCUACAAGAUCGGCUACGCAUCUAUCGACUAUCAGAAUCGACUGUUUUCGAUCUUCAUGACGCUCACCAUCAGUCCUCCCCUCAUUCAGCAACUUCAGCCAGUCUUCUUACAUUCCCGUCAAAUCUUUCAGUGGCGCGAGAAUAACGCCAAGAUAUACAGCUGGUUUGCCUGGACAACUGCUGCCGUACUCGCCGAAAUUCCUUACGCCAUCGUUGCCGGAGGCAUCUACUUCAACUGCUGGUGGUGGGGGGUGUUCGGCUGGCGCACUUCCGGCUUCACUUCCGGCUUUGCCUUCCUUCUCGUCAUUUUAUUUGAACUUUACUACGUCAGCUUCGGUCAGGGAAUCGCCGCAUUUGCACCCAAUGAGUUGCUCGCAUCUCUCCUUGUGCCCAUCUUCUUCCUGUUCGUCGUCAGCUUCUGCGGUGUCGUUGUGCCACCGAUGCAGCUCCCUACCUUUUGGCGCAGUUGGAUGUACUGGCUUUCUCCGUUUCAUUACCUCCUCGAAGCGUUCCUUGGCGCCGCCAUUCAUGACCAACCCGUUCAGUGCCAGCCUGGCGAAUUUGCAAGAUUCCAGCCACCUCCAAAUCAGUCCUGCCAAGAUUACGCCCAGUCCUACAUUGCGCAAGCUGGUGGAUAUGUUCAGACUGGGGAAGGGGGCAUCUGCGAGUUUUGUCAGUAUGCUACCGGAGACGAGUUUGGCGCAGGCUUCAGCGUCUACUACAGUAACAUCUGGCGGGACUUUGGUAUCUUCUGCGGAUUCAUUGCAUUCAACUAUUUCAUCGUCUUUGUUGGGACUUGGCUCAAGUUCAAAGGAAAGAACCCGCUCAAGUCGGUAAUGGCGAAGACAAAAGUUGGGAAAUAA